UGAGAUGCGUGAUGGUGGUUUCUCACACUGAAUUUCGUGUUGCACUACCGACUACGGGAUACUGGCCGUACAAUAGUCGGUUGCUGCACGCCAUGGCUGGCGGUGGAAUAUCCAGUUUUUAUUCCCGAUGAAAGCUCGUUUUCAGGUACACCCGUUGGUCAUAAUAAAAGCUGCUCCCAUUGACGCGACAUCGAUACAAGCGCCGAUGAUCCGGCUUUGCGAGAUAAUGAUUCUCCGUCUAGUUUGCGUCCACUCCGAUUCGCUUCAACUGAACAGCUCGGAAAAACGGGCCGGCAAAAAAGUGUCAACUGAUCACUCCGUAGUGAGAGAAUACAUCCGGCUUCCUUCGUUGCUGGUUUGCUCCGACUACCAUGACUGGAUUUACGCCGGUUUUGUUAACUCUGCCCUCAUUCACCCCUUCGCUUGCGGUUGAGAUUCUUCCUCACGGCUUGACAAUUCAUCGUUUCAUCAUACAAGCUGACGGACGAACCCAUGACAUCGUGGUAGGCCCAGAGGCGCCUGAAGACCAUAUCACCCAGAAGUAUACGAACACCAUCAUUGGUCGUUACGCCAACCGCGUGCCUAUAGGAUCACAUAAACUGCAGCGGAAUGGAUACGAAGCUAUUCUUGUCGCUCAGGCGAAUGAAAACGCCAGGGUGUCUCUGCACGGUGGUCCAAUCGGAUUUGAUUCGCUCUCAUGGACGCUCCUUUCUGCAGACACACCACCCACACUUUUCUCCAAGGCAGAACUCGGACAUUUUCCGACGGAAGAAAAUAAUUCUCAUGCUGUAUUCCGUUUGGUAUCUCCGGACUCCGAUCAAGGCUACCCAGGUGAGCUCACUGUUGAGGUUUUGGUUGCCCUCCUGGCUCCAGAGCCUCAGGUGACAGAGACGGGCAAAGAAUUUGAUUUGGGGAGCUUGGUGUACGUGUACAGAGCAAAGGUGAAUAAAGGAGUGACUCCAGUUAAUUUGACGCAGCACUGGGGGUUCAAUCUUGAUGCUAGCAUGAAGGAGCGACCAGGAUCUAACGUAAAGAACCAUUAUUUGACACUGAAAGCCGACCGUAUCGUUUCCCGAGAUUCGGACAGUCUUCACAGUGGGAGCUAUAUCUCAGUUACAUCGGCACCUGAGCAUAAUCACUCCGGAAAGAAGAUUGGCGACAAGUAUCCUGAGCCGGGUUAUGCAGAUGACUUCUAUGUCUUUGAAUCUCGACCCAUCGAUGUUCCCAAGCGUGUACCCAUUUCAACGUUCUCGGACGAUUUCGACCUUAUUAAGGACAUCAUCACGCCUUCCAUGACCCAUUCCCCAGUAGCCCGGCUUCUGUCAGACAUCUCUGGAUUGAGCUUGGCGUUUGACACUAAUCAAUCCGGGGUGAUGUUUUACUCCAACAUCGGUGCAGUUCCGGAAAGAGAUGCUAGGAAGAAGAUACAUGGAGGGUCUGGACUCAAAGGCGAUGGCCUUGCUCCAGGAACCGCGGCCUUCCUCGAAUUCCACGAUGUACUGAGCGCAUUCCUAGACCCUUCGAACAUGGAUGGCGAGGAUGGCUUGUUAACACAGGAUGAAUUGUAUACUAAUUAUGUCCGUUGCGAUGUGCGGUUCAAGGCGCCGGCGAAGUGA
Messenger RNA from Guyanagaster necrorhizus, 1616 nucleotides. Its product is annotated as galactose mutarotase-like protein. Gene Ontology annotation, biological process: glucose metabolic process; beta-D-galactose catabolic process via UDP-galactose, Leloir pathway. Bases 372 to 1616 code for a protein of 414 amino acids. NCBI's taxonomy places the organism in Eukaryota, Fungi, Basidiomycota, Agaricomycetes, Agaricales, Physalacriaceae. Gene Ontology annotation, molecular function: aldose 1-epimerase activity; carbohydrate binding. The record is from RefSeq and is a predicted model, not a curated record. The transcript is spliced from 9 exons.